UGCACAGUUCCAAUGAACACAGUCAUGGCAGCGCACUUUUGCCUGGAAUUCGCCCUUUGCGAUGAGAAGUAGACAUUAUUCCUAAACUCUCCGUUUAGUUAGAGCAUUGAUGUGUCAAGUUCACGGAAAUUAAAGUGCAGCUCACCUGACAGUGACAGCAGAAGGACUGGUAUGCCCGGUCCUUGCUGAUGGGGGUGAGCCGGCUUGAUGUGCUCUACCGAAGGCUCCUCCUCACCAAGCUCUUCAUCCAAGGAUGGGGAAAGCCAGAGGACCUGAAACGAAUAUUCGAGUUUAGGAAAAUCAUCGGCGAUCGGGAAAAAUGUAAGAACCUUGUCCCACGGGACUAUCCAGUUUUUAUCGACAAGGUGGAGGAUCACUCAGACUGCAGAAUUCACAGCGGCCACUUCAUUUCCCCGCUCGAACACUUUGUCCCGGGCAUUUUGCCAGCAGAGUCGGUGAAAGCCAGCUUUCAGUUUAUAGUUCCCAAAAAAUGGAAGCAGCACAGACCGGUGUGUAUCCAUCUGGCAGGAACAGGAGAUCACUUUUUCUGGAGGAGGCGGACUCUCAUGGCCAGACCCAUGAUCAAAGAGGCAGGAAUGGCGUCCCUGCUGCUGGAAAACCCGUAUUAUGGAUACAGAAAACCUAAAGACCAGAAGCGGUCCAGUCUGAAGAACGUAUCUGACCUGUUUGUGAUGGGCGGAGCUCUCAUACUGGAGUCGGCUGCUCUCCUGCACUGGUUGGAGAGAGAGGGCUUCUGGCCGCUGGGCAUGACCGGCAUCUCCAUGGGAGGCCAUAUGGCAUCUUUAGCUGUAACCAACUGGCCCAAGCCGAUUCCUCUGAUCCCUUGUCUUUCCUGGACUACUGCUUCGAAUGUUUUUACCACUGGAGUGUUAAGUAGAGCUGUGAACUGGAGGGAACUGGAGAAGCAGUACGCCAUGCACGCCGUCUACGAGGACGAGAUCAUCCAGAUGCUGGAGUACUGCGGGACGGACUCUUUCCGGAUGGGCCAGGACUUUGUGCGGGACGCCCCGGGCAGCUUCGACAAACUCUCGAACGUGUCCCUGUCUCCCGAGCUGCUGUUGCAGCAGAGGGACGCUGGGGACCGGUUGGAACACAUGCUGUCGUCCUCUGUUGGUGGCAGGCAGACACACAUCGACGCACUUCACAGCAAGAGCGUGAGCCGCAGCGCAAGCCAGCGUCGCUCGCUGCAGCGGGAGUCACUCUGCUUCAUGAAGGGGGUGAUGGACGAGUGCACACACAUCGCCAACUUCUCAGUGCCGGUGGAUCCCAAUCUGAUCAUCAUCAUCCAGGCUAAAGAGGACGCCUACGUGCCUCGCUCAGGCGUGCGCAGCCUGAAGGAGGUCUGGCCUGGCUGUGAGGUUCGCUACCUCAACGGGGGCCACAUUACCGCCUAUCUGUUUAAACAGGCAAUGUUCAGACAGGCCAUUUACGAUGCCUUCGAGCGUUUUGUUCAGAAGUAUCCUUUAUUAUUAUAGCCACGGAUCUGUGUUGUGCCAAGGACACUGUAAAGUAAAAUUAAUGCAACUAACAUAACACACCAGGACUCACAACAGAUCUGAAGCGAAACCUCUCUACACCGUGGUGCUACUGAAGAAUGACUAGUGUUUACAUAUCAUUACAGUAUAACGUUUAUAGACAUUUAUGAAAUAUGUCCUUAACCGCCCAUGUUUGGAACGCCAAACCGCAUUUCAUCUACACCUUCUAUCAUAAUUCAAAUAUAUAUAUAUAUAUAUAUUUUACCACCUCAGCCUUUUCUUUAAACCCCAGGUGCAUUUAUUAAUCACAGAUCACUGCCAAUCCUGAGGGAGCAUCAGAUUAUAAAUCACGUUUUAUGAUUUGAAAAAUUAAAAUAUUCUCAUUUGCAUUAUUAUUCUUUUUUAUCCCUUGAACGAUUUAUUUCCUACAUGUAAUAACUACUUUUCCAACCCUUCAUAUUUCUGUAUCUCAACUCUGAAAUAAAAAGCACACUUUGAAGACUGA
Pangasianodon hypophthalmus (striped catfish) is the source of this 2001-nucleotide messenger RNA. RefSeq names its product abhydrolase domain containing 18 (gene abhd18). The record is from RefSeq and is a predicted model, not a curated record. The transcript has 14 exons. Lineage: Eukaryota; Metazoa; Chordata; Actinopteri; Siluriformes; Pangasiidae. Bases 189 to 1496 code for a protein of 435 amino acids.